ACAGGGCAUUGCAGAGCACGGGCACAGUUGGUAUAGUGAUACAGGACAGUGCAGAGCACAGACAGCGCGCAGUUCAUGUACAGAUACAGGACAUUGCAGAGCAUAGGCAGCACACCGCUUUUGUAGUGAUACAGGACAAUGCAGAGCACAGGCAGCGCACAGCCGGUGUGAUACAGGACACCGCAGAGCACAGGCAGCGCGGGGAAGGAUCAGCUCUGUGUAUCUGGACUGUGUGUUGGCAGCAGGGACGGCGUGUAACCGGAUUACAGCUGGUGACUGGGUGGCAGUGUGGGUGAGUGCAUGUGGCUGGAAGCGCCCUCUGCACAGGGGAUAGGAGACGCCGGCCGGACAGGAUCCUGGAUUACUAGGUGCUGGUCCAGGGGCUUAAAAUAAGAAUCGGACACAGUUUUCUUACCUGAGUUUCAUAUUUGUCUCUCGAACUAUAAUGGCAUGUCUACAUGACACUCGUACACCUUCUCCCUCCUUUGCCAGCCUGUUGUCAGAUGGACCAAUUAGACGCCUGGACAUUGAUACACCACCUGGCUGCACCCCAGAACAAGAACUGACCCCCACACAAUGUGUACUGCGUGAUAUGGUGCGAACAGAAGUUGCACUUCCCAAUGAGGACUCUUCAUCUCCCCUUACAUACAGUGUGCCCCAUGAUCCACAAGAGCCUGAAGACAGAGGUGGUGGUGUCGGAGCAGCAGGAGGCCCUGGAGAAGACAGGCCAUGUAGGGCGCUCGGAGAGGGCCGCAUGCAGUGUCAAGCUGGUGUUGGGUUCUUGGGUGGACUUUUUGGCUGUUUGAGGCCUGUUUGGGCCAUGAUUGGAAAAACCUAUUCUACUGAACACAAGCAGCAAGAAGACUCGUGGGAAGUCCCCUUUGAGGAGAUUCAGGACCUGCAGUGGGUGGGCAGUGGUGCCCAGGGAGCUGUCUUCCUGGGAAUGUUUCAUGGUGAAGAAGUGGCAGUGAAGAAAGUCAGAGAAAUAAAAGAGACAGACAUCAAACAUCUGCGGAAACUGAAACAUCCAAAUAUCAUCACCUUCAAGGGUGUGUGCACUCAGGCUCCUUGCUACUGUAUCCUAAUGGAGUUCUGUGCCCAAGGGCAGCUGUAUGAAGUCCUACGUGCAGGGAGGAAGGUCACCCCCUCCUUACUAGUGGACUGGUCCAUGGGUAUAGCAGGCGGAAUGAACUAUCUGCAUCUCCACAAAAUUAUCCAUCGAGAUCUCAAGUCACCUAAUAUGCUGAUCACUUAUGACGACUUGGUAAAAAUAUCAGAUUUUGGUACUUCCAAAGAGCUGAGUGACAAGAGCACUAAAAUGUCCUUUGCGGGAACGGUAGCCUGGAUGGCGCCAGAGGUCAUACGCAAUGAGCCUGUCUCUGAAAAGGUGGACAUCUGGUCUUUUGGAGUGGUCCUGUGGGAGCUGCUAACUGGGGAGAUACCCUAUAAAGAUGUGGAUUCCUCAGCUAUCAUAUGGGGUGUGGGCAGCAAUAGUCUGCAUCUCCCUGUACCAUGCAGUUGUCCCGAUGGGUUUAAGCUUCUCCUGCGACAAUGCUGGAACAGCAAGCCAAGAAACCGACCCUCAUUUCGGCAAAUUCUGCUACACUUAGAUAUUGCCUCAGCUGAUGUUCUAUCAACCCCACAAGAAACAUACUUCCAAUCACAGGCGGAGUGGAGGGAGGAAGUGCGGCUGCAUUUUGAGAAAAUAAAGUCAGAAGGGACAUGUCUACAGCGUCUGGAAGAGGAGCUGAUAUCUCGCCGCCGCGAGGAGCUCCGACAUGCUCUAGAUAUCCGAGAGCAUUAUGAACGCAAGUUACAGAGAGCUAACACCCUCUACGUGGAACUGAACUCUCUGAUGCUGCAGCUGGAGUUGAAGGAACGGGAGUUACUGAGGAGAGAGCAGAUCAUUGAAAAGAAAUAUCCAGCCCUCCUGCGGCAGCAGCCUCGGCCAUCAAGCACUGUGGAAAAACUUAUCAAAAAGAGGAAUGUGCCGCAGAAAUUAUCGCCACAUGGAAAAAGGCCAGACAUACUGAAAUCUGAAGUCCUCCUGCCUAAAGUUGACUCUGCCUUGUCCCCAUCAACACCAACGGGCUGCCAGAAACUGCCACCUUCUCCAGGACGUGGUCGCCGGGGAAAACCUCGUUAUCGUAAAGCAAAGGAAAUGGUCAACCUGAGGGCAGCAGUGACUCCCGAGCCAACUCCCCAGAACCAGCCACCCCCACGUGACCCGCACCCUUUAUCCUCCUCCAGUCCAGACCUGUUAUGUACUCCUUUAGAGGCGGAAGCUCGCAGAGGCAGCCAGAGUGCCGAAUGCUCUCCUGUUCGCUCCCUUCCUGGACCACCAAGCCCAGACUCCCCAUCUGGAAAGGGAACAGGGGGCAGAGCAGCUAGAGCAGGACAGCACUUGACACCUGCAGCUAUGCUGUACAGAGCAGCUGUCACCAGAAGUCAGAAGAAAGGUCUGUCCUCCGAGGAGGAAGAGGGGGAGGUGGAUAGUGAGCUGGAAAUGGAGAGGAGACAGAGGUGGCAAGCAGAGAUGUCCCAACACCAGUCUCCCAGCUCAGAAAACCUGUCAGAUGGAGAAGAAGGGAAUACCACAGACCUCUCCCACAGCGUCACCCCAGAUGUGCUCAGCACCAACACAGAUGAACGCCCCGAUGAGCGCUCCGAGGACCUUGUAUCUCAGAGCUCAGAACCUCCCCUGGAUCUCCUGACCCAGUCUGAUGGGCUCUCAGAGAAAGAAGCUGUUGUCCAGAAGGUGAAAUCUCAGCUCAGCAAUGAACAAACUGCAGGAGAGAAUGUUAUUCUGUGCGAUGAUUCUGACUGCGACAGCACUGAACUGGACCAUUCGCUGGCUGCAGCAACCUCAUGAUGCCAGAGUAAAGAUACCUCCUGACUGUAUAUAGAGGAAUAUUUAUAUAAAUAAUAUCUAUAAAUAUAAUACAUAAUAUGUGAAUAGACUGAGCCAUCCCCCCCUUCCCAAACUUACACUUCCCCACCUCUCACACUCAAUGGUAACACACACAGACCCCGCUGAUUUAGCAGGGGAUCAAGGUUUGGAUGCACUGAAAAUAAAGGCCUGCCCUUCAAAGCAGAGAGAGACAAUUAUAUUCUUACCCUGUCUAUCUUUACUGACAGGUGAGGAGUUAACGUGCACAGAAUGAAAUCCUUGCCUCCUUUCUGUGUGCUACUGCAGGGGGCAGUGUGGUGUAAUCUGACAAAUUGCCUCCAGUCCUCAUUGAACGACUUCAGGUUUUAAGAUUGUCACAGUUUAAAGAUAGGUGGUUCAAUCACUGUGGGGACCAGUUUGCUGCACCACUACACCUAAAAUGCAAGUUGUUCCAGAUUGUAAAGUCAUCUUGUAACGUUCACAAAUUUUGGGGCUUUUGAAUUUUAGUGGUUUGAAAUUGCAUGCCUCAUUUGCCGUCUGCAAGUGGAAGAGGGUCUUUCUCCCACAUCCGAUGGAUGUCCUCUUGUAAUUGGGCCUAUUGUCUUUAUAUAUGUAUAGGAAAAAGAACACAGAGCCACAGAACACAGAUAACUUCAUUUUUGACAGGUUCCUGAUAGUCUUACAUAAGCAUUUGAGAAUGUUUUCAGAAGAUAUUUCAUAUAGAGCAACUUUUGAUUUAGAUUUCAUUUUAGAGGAGCAUGACAUCUAAAUACAAGUUGGUUUAUGUAAAUAAGUAGCUUCUAAUAACAUUCAGAUAGCCUGCCUAUAGCUGUAGAUUUAAUUCUGUAUAUUUAAAUAAAUCACUGCAUGUAAUAAUCUCCGGAAUUCCAGGGCCUGUGACCAUGGACAGCUACUUACCAUUGUACUAUCAAUGUUGGAAAUGAUGAGCAUACUGUAAACCAUUAUUUCAAUGGAAUGUAGGGUUGGCAUAGUAUCUUUUUGUAAUCGUCCAAGAGAAGUGAGAUGCCCCCAUCUGUUUUCUAUGCAGCAGUGCGAUAUGUAUAUUUUCAUAUGCAUCACAGUAUCAUGGUAUUAGUUGACAAUCUUUAGUAUCUAGAAAGCAGUUUCCAGACAGUGUCCCUUUCCCAGAAGACUUUGUUUUUAUUAAUUGUGACAUAAUGGAGCUUAAUUGGCCAUCACAACUAACAUGGAUGUGGAUCUAAUCUGAAAAUGUAUCUUGUAACAUUCACAACCGGCUAUCUAAUAUUGCUUGGGGCAGAGAACAUGGAAACUGUAAUUCAUUAUUCCUCUUUCACCCUAUCUGGGGGACACUGCAGACUGUGGGUUUAGUAUGGAGGCUCCUCAGCCUCCCCUCCACACCCACAGUCUGCAGUGUCCCCCAGAUGGACUCCGAGGAAUUGAUUUUACAGUGAGUACAAAAACAACUUUAAUUUGGGGAAUAGGUCAGCAAGGAGGUAGAUAGAUUACCUAGAGCAAGUAUUCAUUGGACUAUAGCCUAUCAAUGUGAUAGGAACAGAAGUGUCUAUAUUCUGAAGACCAGACUGUACCCACGCUCCCAAGAUGGUGACACCACUACCUCUUCAGUGGAAAGUGUAGCAUAUAAAGUAUUCACAAUGACUGGGGCAUGAGAGGUAUCCAUGGAUAGGAAUGAAUGAAUCCACUGAGGCAGGGUGUUCAUAGAGAAUUAAUAGGCUUAUUCUUGUGAAUAUUGGUUCACUCACAAUGCCACACAUGGGGAGGGGACAGGGGUGGUGGGGACCCCUUAGCUGUUGGCCCCAUCUUGGCCAUAUAUAUGGCUCGUGUCUGCCGGUAAUGUUAGUGCAGGCUGAAUAUGAUGUCACUCACAGUUAGGUUAUAUAUGACUGUUAGGUGAGUCCAGAGCUACAGUUUUCUGCUGUAGAUUUGCCGGCAGAAAGCACUAGCUCCACAGACCACUGCCUUGUCUCACAUAUAUUUAGCUCUGGCGAAUGCCAGAAUUAUUUACAGAAAUAUUUGUGAAUGUUACAAGUGACUCUUUUAUGUAAACCAGAAUGGAUUUCAUGUUUUAUUGAUCCUUUAAUAGGUUCCGCAAGUCACUCUGUGCAGCAACAUCUUGUUUGAAAUUCCUAUUGGUGCUAAACUCUGUUAAUCCGUCUCUUGCAUGAAAGGCUUCACCGAGAUCCAUUUCUUUUCCCAGUCAGGAGUAGUGAAGUUUCCCUGUGAGCUACACAGAGUGGGGGCAGCUAUAUUGUGGAAUGAACCAAAAUUAACCAAUAAUGUCUCCUGUUCCCUGUAAAUCAUACUUCUUAUCAUUUACUGUUGGGGAAAUGAGAUAUGUGCGAGUGUGCACAAGAAGAGGUUAUGACCGUGCGCCACAGAGGUGUAACCAGUGCUUCCAUCACACUAGACCAUCCGCAUCCUGUCCCUACGCAGAGCAGCAGUGAAUGGAACAUAUAUCCUCAGCUGCCGGUUGGACUGUCCUGAUCAGGAAGGACAGAGCCUCAGGUUGGAUAUUGUCCUGCCUAAAGCAGGGCAUUUAGGAGGCAUGGUAAAUUGAUAGACUACAUCAACAUGAAUACUGGUUCACUUCACAGAAUAGCUACUUCCACUGUGUGCGACGUAUAACAGGAACUUAUAAGUGAAUACAGUACAUUGUGUAUGGAUCCUGGACAGCUUGCUGUAACGAGCAAGCUAUGCUGGAGGGCGAUGCACUCUGUGACUUUCUUGCAAGAAUUUGGGUAACAGGGCAAAUUUCAGUGAAGGGUGCUAAGGCAACAAAGAUGUUCAAGGUGCUAUGAUGACAUUUUAGAGGUACAUAAUAGCUAAGUGAAUUACAAUUUAUUUACGGCUAGGAAUGUAGCACUUAUUGAGCAAAAUAAAAAGGGAAAAAAUAAUAUAUUGGGGCAUGAGGCAUUUAGAGUGCAAUGAAAACUGUUACCGGUGAUGGUACUUUGUCUCGUGGAUUAUUUAACUCUAUAUUAUCGAGCACUGGCCUGCUACUAUCCGAUAACUUGUCCUGUAAGCUAAGCUACAAUACAUCAUCGUAAUCUACUAUAUAUACUAUCCCUGUUGGUUUAGGACACUCUAGACCUGGGAUUCUCAACCUGUGGGAGUACCGUCAUUCAGCUCAACCUCCUAGAUUUAACUUAAUAGCAGUUGUAUUUUUAAGAUAUAACAAUUAUAAGGGAACAUUUUUUAAACAUUUCAAGAGGGUUUCUUGCAUGAUUCCUAUCAUCAAUAAAUUUACUGACAGUCAGUAAGAAAUAAGUAAUUUUUUUGAAUAUCUAUAAAAAAUAAUAAUAUAAUAAUCUAGUGAUGACUACAAAUGUGACAUUCUAUGGACAGUAUGAAAGUACACAUAAUAUUCAUCACUCCAUUGUUGUCUGCCUGAGAAAUGUUGUAAACCAUUUAAUUCCCCAGAAUCCCUUGCUACAUUUUCUAUACAUUUUGGUGUUUCUUGAAUAGUGUGUCAGUAAAAAAAAUGCUGGUAAUCUGGGGCUGAAUGGUUUAUAGAGCUCAAAUAAGGAGAUGCUUGAGGAACAUUCUCAGAAAUAUUGGAGAAUGUGAUUUAAGAAAGAAAAAUGAUGGAGGGCUCCUGCUUUAAGGUUUAUGUCUCUCUUUCUGUAAUCCCUUAGGUGAAAAUAAAAUGUGAAUAUUUAAUAGAAAAUAAUUUAGCUAAACUAUUAUCACACUAUGGGGCAGAUUUAUCAGGAUUGUUUCCUAAAGGCUAAAAAAAUGAUGCUACCUCCCCAUCUACACAAUGCAUACCCCAAGGGUUGUAUUGGAUGAGCCACAUCCCAAGAUGUUUUUGUUCGUUUACAUGUCAGAUUUAUACCAGAUGUCAAAAAUAGCCAAGUCUGCUCAAGACUACACCACAUUGCAAAAAAUCCUAUAUUAUCUUUCUUCAUUUCCUUAUUACCUAAAUAAUAUAUUUAUGUAUAUUUUUAUAAUUUAAUUUUGAUAAAUCAUUUUUAUUGACAUUUUUUUUUAACCUUCAUUAUAACCCAGAAAAUAUUGUUCUGCGCUGUAUGUAUUAUUUAAAUGCUAAACUAUUUGUUAAACAAAAUAAAGUAUAAUCCAGGAAGGAAGCAUUUUGCCACAUACAAGCGUAUCGGCCGCCUGUAAGCCCAGUUGGACUCUCCAGCCUUGGUGUCUCUAGAAGUUCUUUAUGCAUGGGAUAUUAUGUCAAUCUUGGGGCAAGGAAAAUUUCUUUAGAACAGAGUAGUAGAAACAUUUCAUCUAGAAUGUGGUUGUGUCUAGAACCUACUGUGUUAAAGAAUGUAUUUAUUAUUCAAACCAAAGAAAAAACAUAUAACAAGACAAAAUGUAGUUUUAAGAGGGGUUGAUGUAUCAAGUAGUGACAAGAGUAGACAAGUAGCCCGCAACCAAUCAGCAGCGAGGUAGUGUUGAUCAAAUAAAUUAUAUAAAAUGAUAGGUAGAAGCUUAUUGGUUGAUACGGGCAACUUGUCUAUUCUUGUUACUACUUGAGAUAUCAGCCACUAGGGGCCAAAAUGUAAGGCCCCAUUUAUCAACGAGUGAUAAAACUUGUAAGUGAUAAAACUUGUUGCGAGUGAUAAAAAGUGCUACAGUCAAUCAGCUCCCAACUGUCAUUUUUCAAACAUAUGACAGUUAGGAGCUGAUUGGCUGUAGCACAAUUUAUCAUACACAACGAGUUUAUCACUCUUUGAUAAAUGAGCCCCAUAAUAUGUAAUAGUCUGUGAGUUGCGACUUUGCCACUUACGCUGUGAAUCUGCAUCCAUAUUCUCACAUGCUGGGGGCCACCCAGCGCAGGGCAAGGCCGUCCAGCAUGUGUGGCGUUGCCCUACGAUGUGUUAGCAUUCAUCGAAUAGAGGUCAGCCUAGGGGCACCGGCGCCAUGUUUCCAUAUGCAGGAAAGGCAGGCGACGUCAUAGGCCGGCAUCGCCCCUCCCCCUCCUGCUGCAAUCGCAUGGAGAAGGGUCAUGCAUGCGCAGUAUGCCCGCUGUGCAUGCGCAGACCCUAUGGAUGUGGCUGCUGCAUGCGAACGCAUCAGCUGUGUCCAAGUCUAAAUAAGGCCCCUUUAGACAGUAUUUUAUUUUAUGUUUAGGUAAAAAACAAGUUUUUCCUUUCAGUUUUGCGUCUAAAUUCCCAUAAUCACUGUACUUGGCGCAAGUCGCAGACUAUUACAUUUGGCCCUAAGAGUUACAGCAUGUAAUUAUUAUAUAUAAAUGGAGGUUUAAAUAAAAGAAAGAUGAUAUAGAGAGGCAUCCCUCUUGAUUUAUUUCACAGAAUAUGUUUAUUUUUUUUCCCGUUGUCAAACAAAAUUUUAAUUUAAUCUGUUACACCAAAGGUGAUUAAUAAGUCAACACAGCCAUUUUGUGGUCUUGACCAAUAUUUAGCCUUUCGCUAGUUCCUAAUGAAUCGAUAGGCUACAACUUCUUGAAUAUUAGUUCAUCCCACAAAAUGGCUGCCUAGACUGUAUAUAGAUGACAAAUGUACUGUGACUCAUUGCAACCAGUAAGAACAAGGUUUAGAACAUAAAAGUAAACAUCUGACCGGUUUCUACAUUGCACUCCUCCAUUGAUUUUAUUUGAAAUCUACACCAUUCUGAGGAUAGGUCAUUGCUUAUACAAGGAGACAAACCACAGGCUCUAGUUGCAGUUAGGAGCAUGAGAGGACGAUCUCUGCAGCAAUGUGACCACAUAAUUCUGUAUCCUACACUUGCAUCCUUUCUGCUGACUGCCCCCUGUCUCGUACUCUUCUAAACUCUUUUGUAUCUUAAAGAUAAGAACAGACCUGUGUUACACAUGUUAUUUAGGAGAUUUUUACACACUCCCUAUGAAGAUGAAUUCUUCAUGUUACACCCACAGUGCUUACUCCAUACCAGACUGGUGCAUCUUAGUGUGUAUGUAUUAAUGGCAGGACCUCUGCUGCCAGCAACUGACCCUGCACAUUUACCUAUUAAAAAUCAAGCAUUUUGUAUUUAAAA
Molecule: messenger RNA, 8857 nt
Organism: Pseudophryne corroboree (corroboree frog)
Lineage: Eukaryota; Metazoa; Chordata; Amphibia; Anura; Myobatrachidae
Gene: MAP3K12
Product: mitogen-activated protein kinase kinase kinase 12
Exons: 14
Coding region: 446-2872 (808 amino acids)
Biological process (GO): protein autophosphorylation; signal transduction
Cellular component (GO): cytoplasm
Molecular function (GO): MAP kinase kinase kinase activity; ATP binding
Source: RefSeq, a predicted model, not a curated record